UGGAUCAGAAAACUGACAAUUUCAUACGAUUAUAUUCAUACAAGUAACAAAUAACGAUAAAUGUAUGUAAAAGGAGAUCAUCUUGGAUCAAUAAAGUUCUUCAGUCAGUUUACAUUGAAUAAACACUCACACAAGCAUCUAGAUUAAUCCACCGUUUUUGUUUUUUUUUAUAUCUUUUUUAUCUACCGAUUCUACAGAAUGAAAACUUAAAUGACAUCCCCUUUCUCCUAUUUUAUUGUCAUUUAUGCUGAUACCCAUCAAUUAUUGGUCGAGGCUGUACCAAAACUGACUCACAAAAAACUAUACAACUUUGAUGCUUUAUUUGUUGGUCAAGGAAAGAAUACCGAUGCCGAGAUCCCUAAAGCUUUCUUACAAUUUAGUAAUAAAAUGGGAGAAGAUUUUAAUAGGCAACAGCAGUUCCCCAACAUUCAGUAUAGCAUACUAAUCUCAAUAGUCAUGUGUAGCUUUGAGACACUUAUAGAGAAUCAUGUUGGAACCAACUUCAAGCCAAAAACGUUGCGCUAUCUCUUUACGAGGCUUUCUGACACAACUGAAUUUCCAGACCUCCCUUUCCGAAAUAGUGUCAAACGCGACCUAGCUGAGCGGGUAUAUAAUGCUAUUUGUACCAAUCAAGAAAUAAUUUACCCUGCUAAUCUGGAAGUUGCCGACACUCACAAAACCUCAAUCAACAAUCUUAUUGAUGAAUACCACCAAAGAUUACAUGGCUUGAACCUGACUGAAGCAGAUUACUAUGCUAGAUUACACUCGUAUUUGCCGUGGUUAUACCAUGUUUUAGAAAGAAUGGAGCAGCAAGUCAUCAUUCGUGAGCCAAUAUUGACGCACGCCAUCUGAUUUCUAAUACACCAUCAACAAGGACGUGUAACUGGGAAGCUUUGCGAUAUAUAUUUCAGAACUUUGAGGCAAUUAAAGGCUAUUACACAACCAGGUUGAAAAAGCUCAAAUAUCACGGCUAUAGAAGAAGCAAGCAAAAAGCAUUGACCGAAAUGUGUAAACGGUUGUUUACAGAUAGCCAAAAAUACCAAGAAGGCAAUCCUGAUAUACAGCAAGCAAAUCAGCAAAAGUGGAAACCGUUAGCCCCUAGAGACAAUGCCGGUGAAGCUGAAAGGCCUAUUGUAGUGGCGUUUGGUUCUGCUCGGUUCGGUGGGCUUCGUGG
This is a messenger RNA of Cokeromyces recurvatus, 1174 nucleotides long. RefSeq lists its product as uncharacterized. The transcript has a single exon. Bases 211 to 852 code for a protein of 213 amino acids. NCBI's taxonomy places the organism in Eukaryota, Fungi, Mucoromycota, Mucoromycetes, Mucorales, Mucoraceae. The record is from RefSeq and is a predicted model, not a curated record.